Molecule: messenger RNA, 1209 nt
Organism: Pseudozyma flocculosa PF-1
Lineage: Eukaryota; Fungi; Basidiomycota; Ustilaginomycetes; Ustilaginales; Ustilaginaceae
Exons: 1
Coding region: 1-1209 (402 amino acids)
Biological process (GO): carbohydrate metabolic process
Source: RefSeq, a predicted model, not a curated record
AUGUCUCCCGCCGCUACCACCCAAGAGACCGCACCCAGUCACGCCCCGGGCCCGUCGAAGGGCGCCGCCGCCGCGUCGACCCUCGCUCCCUCAGUCGAGCAUGACAAGGCCGCAGAACUCGUCGACAGGCUCAUCCACAAGCUGCUCAACAACGAAGACACCAACAAGGAAUUCCUCCUGCCCCUCGCAGAUGGCCGCAUUAUCGACACAAAGGGCUGGAACGGCUGGGAGUGGACCCACGGCGUCGCCCUCUUCGCUCUGUGGGAGCACCACGCCCUCACCGCCGACAGGCGCUCCCUCGAUAUCAUCACGAAGUGGUUCCACGACCGCAUGGCCGAGGGCGGGACCACCAAAAACAUCAACACCAUGGCGCCGUUCCUCGCCCUUGCAUCCAUCUACGAGCGUAACCCGCGGCCGCAGUACAAGGAGUGGCUCCUCGAGUGGGCCGAGUGGGCGAUGAACGGCCUGCCAAAGACCCACGAGGGAGGCUUCCAGCACAUGACCUACAUCGACGAUCACGACGGGCAGCUCUGGGACGAUACCCUCAUGAUGACGGUGCUGCCCUUGGCCAAGAUCGGACUCGUCCUGGACCGGCCGGAAUUCGUCGACGAGGCAAAGUACCAAUUCCUCGUUCACAUCAAGUAUCUCAGCGACUCGAGGACCGGCCUCUGGUACCACGGUUGGAACUUCAACGGCCGCCACAACUUUGCGAAGGCGCUGUGGGCCCGCGGAAACUGCUGGAUCACGGUCGCCAUCCCAGUCUUUCUCUCGCUCCUCGGUGUCCAGCCCGACACCUCCGACUUCUUCACCCGGACUCUGCUCGCCACGCUGCGUGCUCAGCUCGACCAGCUGACCAAGCUGCAGGACCCCCAGACUGGCCUUUUCCACACGCUCCUGGACGACCCCAACUCGUACCUCGAGUCCUCAGCCACGGCCGGCUUUGCGGCAGGCACUCUCCUUGCCCUCCGCAAUGGCUUCCUUUCUUCAUCGCCCAACGCCGCCGCCUAUGCGUCCAUGGCCCAAAAGGCCCUCGGCGGCGUGGUUUCCAUGAUCGCCGACGACGGCGAGCUGCAGAACACCAGCUUCGGAACGGCCAUGGGCAACGAUCUCGACUUCUACCGAAACAUCGCGAUAACCCCGAUGCCUUAUGGCCAGGCUUUGGCUCUGUUUGCUGUCGUCCAGGACAUGGCGUUGGCCACCAAGCCGUAG